Cladophialophora psammophila CBS 110553 is the source of this 1284-nucleotide messenger RNA. Its product is annotated as pyruvate dehydrogenase E2 component (dihydrolipoamide acetyltransferase). The coding region runs from base 1 to 1284 and encodes 427 amino acids. Gene Ontology annotation, molecular function: dihydrolipoyllysine-residue acetyltransferase activity. Gene Ontology annotation, biological process: pyruvate decarboxylation to acetyl-CoA. The record is from RefSeq and is a predicted model, not a curated record. NCBI's taxonomy places the organism in Eukaryota, Fungi, Ascomycota, Eurotiomycetes, Chaetothyriales, Herpotrichiellaceae. The transcript is spliced from 2 exons. Gene Ontology annotation, cellular component: pyruvate dehydrogenase complex.
AUGUCCGCCGGCAACAUUGGUGCAUGGCAGAAGAAGGUUGGCGACAAGUUGGCUCCCGGAGACGUCCUUGUGGAGAUUGAAACAGACAAAGCUCAAAUGGAUUUUGAAUUUCAAGAGGAAGGGGUUCUUGCCAAAAUUCUCAAAGAAACAGGUGAAAAGGAUGUCGCAGUCGGAAAUCCGAUCGCCGUGAUGGUCGACGAAGGCACAGACGUCUCGGCGUUCGAAUCGUUCACCCUCGAGGAUGCCGGCGGUGAGAAGGCACCUCCCCAGGAGAAGCCGGCAGAAGAAACCGCCGAAGCCACGGAGAAGUUGGAUUCAGGUUCAGGCACAGCACCACCUGCUGGGAAAGAGCCCGCGCCGGCAGCUGUUGAGGCUGACACCACGGGCGAGAAGCUUCAAUCGGUGCUGGACAGGGAGCCAAGCAUUAGUCCUGCUGUCAAAAAGCUUGCUCUUGAAAAGGGCGUCCCUAUCAAGUCGGUUAAAGGCACUGGCCCAGGCGGAAGGAUCACCCUUGCCGACAUUGAGAAGUAUAAACCUGCGGCGGGCGCUGCGCCUGGCGCCGCUGCAGGUCCAUCUUAUGAGGACAUCCCAGCAAGCUCGAUGCGCAAGACUAUUGCUACACGACUCCGUGAAUCUAUGAACCAAAACCCCCACUACUUUGUUUCGACCACGCUCUCGGUAACGAAAUUGCUCAAGCUGAGAGAGGCACUCAAUGCCGCAUCUGACGGCAAGUACAAACUAUCCGUCAACGAUUUCCUGAUCAAAGCCUGCGCAAUUGCAUGCAAGAAGGUACCCGCUGUCAACUCUAGCUGGAGAGAGGAUGGUGGUCAGGCGAUCAUACGUCAGCAUAACACAGUUGAUGUGAGUGUCGCUGUCGCCACCCCCGUCGGCUUGAUGACCCCUAUCGUCAAGAAUGCCGACAGUAUCGGCCUCUCCGCUAUUUCAAACUCGGUCAAGGACCUCGGAAAGCGAGCGCGAGAUGGCAAGCUUAAGCCCGAAGAGUAUCAAGGCGGCACAUUCACAAUCAGCAACAUGGGCAUGAACCACGCGGUUGAAAGAUUUACAGCUGUGAUUAACCCUCCCCAAGCCGCAAUUCUCGCCGUGGGCACCACACGCAAGGUUGCCGUUCCGGUUGAGACUGAGGAGGGCACUGUUACUGAAUGGGAUGACCAAAUCAUUGUCACUGGCAGUUUCGACCACAAGGUCGUAGACGGUGCUGUGGGAGCUGAAUGGAUUAGGGAAUUGAAGAAGGUGGUGGAAAAUCCCUUGGAGAUGAUGUUGUGA